GUCCUAAUCGUUUGUUUUUUUUUUUUUUUUUUUUUUUCCAUCGGAAUUAAAAGCGUUCUUAUAGAUGUGUGACAUAAAUCAUCUGUAUAUAUAUAUAUAUAUAUGUACUUUAUCUUAACGUUGCCUCGUCGCUACCUCUACCGUCGAAAAGUCAAAUUAACGUAUGUCAAAGCUUCAGAGUACAGACUCGUUGAGUACUCGUACGAGCGAACGUUAGGGAGAGAGAGAGAGAAAGACGCACACAUUGCGGUUUGACAAGCGAUAGAGAAUGUUGUAUUUCGCGAGAUCACGAGAAAAUAAUGCUGGUAUUGGUUCAGCAGCGCCUCUGAUACGAUCGAUCUACAUUCCGACAAGAUCCUCGGCAAAGUAGAACAAUGAUUAGCGGCAUACACGUCGCCUUAAAAAAUGCUAUAGACGUGGUGAGUGAUAAUUGAUAAUUGUCAUAAUCGUUUCCUUCUUAUUUCUUUUCUUUUCUCUUCUUUUAUUUCUCUCGCUAUGUGACCAUGUCCUUUGCGUUAUCUCCAAAUUUUUUUAACGAUACGACAAAAUGUCUUUACGUUCGUUUGCAAAAGAAAAAUAUUGAAAAUGUUUCCAGCUUCACAAUAUUAUUCAUCGAUCGUCCCUUCAUAGUUGUGUCGCGCAUACGCUCUUCAAGGUCUCUUUUCUCUCUUUCUCUCUGCCGGCCUCUGAUUGUAUUCCCUAUUGCCGCACGUGUCAUAUUUAUUUCCCUUUAUACGUCUUUUUUUCUUUCUUUCUUUCUUUUUUUUUUCUUUUUUUCUUUUUUCCUAAGAAAUAAAAUUAUAAACUUUUCAUUUUAAUUUAUCGUUUAAUAAAUUUUAAAUAAGAAUUUAAUAAUUUUUAUUAAAGAUAUUGAUCUAUAAAUAUCUUAUUUGUAUCGAUUGAUAGUAACGUAAUACCGUAAUGCGACAUUGAAAUUGUAGAUUCCUCUUUUCUCGUUAUGUAAUUUAAUACUUAUGUAUAUCUUCUUGAACUAUGUAUAUAUAUAUAUAUAUAUACAUAGUAUGCGUAUAACAUCUAGUUUCGUAUGUGUACAUAUAUAUAUAUAUAUAUGGCUCAUGUUUCACACUAUUAAACUUUCAAUCACGUCUGAUUUUAAGAUAGCACCACCGGCCACGCCGCUACAAGACUUCACAUACCACUGGAAACAACUUAUGAACUUUUAUAUAAAUCAUUUGAACGAUUGUAAAGUUCCGAUACAAACAACCAGUAUACCCAGGCAUCUCGAUAGAUUACUUGAGCUUUUAUUGGAAGAGGAAAAAGAUGGAAAUGAUCCUGGGCCAUGUUUGGAAUACUUAUUGCAGCACAAACUUUUGGAUCUGUUAGCUUCAUUGGCAACAGCCGAGACACCACCUGGUAUGAGAGUGGUCUGUCUUUCAUUUUUAAGAAAAUUACUUGGUCGAUCAAAAUAUCCUUUGUUACAUCACACCUCAAUCUAUGCACCUAUACAACGUCUAAUCGUAAUCUGCAAUGGAAACACGCCGUCUCCAAUUGAAACCGAAGAGAUUCAAUUUCUCUUAACGCUCUGUUUCUUAGUUUGCAAGUAUCCGCACGUGACGAAUAUAAUAAAUGACGUACCAAUGUUACAAAAGCCAAAUGGCUCGAAUCGUUCAAAUUCAGAAAGAUUGGAAGUCGAGAAAGUUACUUACGUUCCAAAUAGAAAAAAGAAUAAUUCUAAUCCUUUGUUCGAACCAUUGAAUACACAGGCGAUUGCUUUGGUAAAUCCGAAUCUAUUGAAUCCUGAAAACAACAGACGAAAGUCUUUAUGUUCUAAUAUAAGUUGUAUCAAGAUUGACCUACCACCUAACACUUCCACACGUUCGAACGCAUCUACUUCUUCCAAAGAUACGGAGAAUAUAUCCCAAUCCUCGAGUCCGCUCACACAAAAUGUCUGUUGUAAUUCGACUUUGACUAUGAACCUACCGGAUGAUAAACAAAACAAUUCAAAUAUUACGGAUAAGCUUUGCGAUGAACUUGACAAUCCCGUAACCGAAAUAGAAACGUGUUUACAAAGUAUGAAAGAUUUGAGACUUACCGAGGAUUGCAAUACCUGUGACAAGACAAAUAAUCCAAUAGAAAAUAAUUGCGGACGAAGUCUUUUGAUACCAUCGCGAAUACCAGCGAAAUCAAAAUGCCUUUUAUUGGAAGCCCUUAUGAGCUACGUAAACAGUGCUGACAACACGGUUAGAGUGAGAGCCUGCGAAGGUAUAAUGGUCUUAGCUUCGCUCGAAGAUAUCACCUUUGCUCAAAUGGUAGCACAAAGCGAUUUAUCGACGAUCAUAACUAGCCGUUUAGAGAAUCUUUUUAAUGCUGUACCAGCUCACGUAGAUCCAAAUGAGAUCGAUGUUGUCGACGUGACGUGGGGUUUGGAUUCACCUUUAUGGACAAAAGAAAAAAAGUUUCCUGGUUGUCGACAGGUCGCAGCUUUUUAUAUGUGGUUUGAUUAUUGUAAUCAGCUUAUAAGAGAAGCAUCUACGGAUGUAGCUGAUGUAUUGGCGAAGCACAUUAGAAUAAAUUUCUUCGAAAAAAUAGUUACGCCUGCUUUAGCCGAUCAUCAAGUUAUUCUCGUAACUGCGUUGAUUACUAAAUGCUUGAAAGAGCUUGCAUCCUCUACAUUGUUUACAGAGGUGAGCUAUUGGCUUGUCGGACACAAUAGGCAUCCAGAAAUUCCAAACGUUUGUACCUCACCAGUUUUGUAUAGAUUAAUAAAUAAUUGUUACACGGAUAGCGACGAACUGACGGUAGAAACGUUGAAAUUAUUCGAAGAAGUUAUAGAUAAAAGAAACGAACAUACCCUUCAUUGUCUUGCAUUGAUGUAUUUGACUAGUCGAGGAUAUUACGAUAAUACGGCCGCGGACAGUGCCAUUACAUCCUGGAGCGAUGAAGAAGAUGAAAGAGAAAGAGAAAAGAAAAGUACAUUAGAUCUUUCUUAUGAACAAAGUCACAGUAGAACUUUGGCUCCGAGUAAUAUUCAUAGGAUUGUCAAUUGCUUCUUAUCGCUGGUACCACGCUAUCUUCAAACCGAUCCUGAUAUCAAUAGUUACGAAAGAUGCAUGGUUGUUCUGGAAAAACAGUAUUCUACUGUAUUAAGGGAUUGUUUUUUAAUGGCAUGGCCUUUGGAAGCAGUAACGCAUGACGACUCUGCUAGUUCUGAUUCCAGACCAGAAGCUGAUCAUGGUGCUACACGGUUUUACAUGGGACCUUUUUUAACUAUGCUCUUCGAUAAAGUUUGCAAUAUGUCUAAGCAAAGAUAUGAAAUUAACUUGCAACUUACGGUUGUAAUCUCUAGAUUAACACUCUUACCGCAUCCAUACUUGCAUGAAUUUUUAUUAAAUCCUCUUCUACCGCUAGUGCCUGGCACAAAAAGUCUAUUUACUUGUCUCCAGAAAGUAAUCAAGCAGCUAGUUAAUGAAAUACCAAAGACCGCAGAAUCUAAACAAAAAUUAAAAGAAACAAGAGAGAGAUUAUUAGAUGACUGUAUCCACGAUGUGGAGAAGGAAAAUACAUUGCUCGAAAGUGUUGUAGUUACAGAAGAAUUUUGUAAGGGACUUGCCGCAAUAGCAUAUGUCAAAUAUCAUCAUUCUAUGUGAUACCUAAUAUAAAAUGAACAAAUUUUAGUCGUUAAUGUUUUACUAAUGGAUGUAUUAUUGUUGUUGUAUUAUUUUAAUUAUGCUCAGAUAAAAUAUCAUUUCUGAGAUCAA
Messenger RNA from Vespa velutina, 3719 nucleotides. RefSeq names its product FHF complex subunit HOOK interacting protein 2A-like. The record is from RefSeq and is a predicted model, not a curated record. NCBI's taxonomy places the organism in Eukaryota, Metazoa, Arthropoda, Insecta, Hymenoptera, Vespidae. The transcript has 5 exons. The coding region runs from base 975 to 3608 and encodes 877 amino acids.